GACUCUUCGUGUCGGACCCCAAACCCAAAGUGUUCCUGAAUCGUCCAACCUUGUCUGGUAUUAUCCUCCCGCACCCGCACCCACACUCUCACUCUCUCUUUCGCCCUACGCCCAUUCCUCUUCUCCUCCACGGUCUUGCCUACCAAACGUUUUUCCUUUGCCUUUCCUUUCCACGCUGCGAACUUCAUCACCUACCCAUCCACGGAAUCCGAGAAAACACCCCUUUAAUAAUACUGCCGCCUUGUACGACGACGACGACGACGACGACGACGCCUCUUCCAUUAUCCGACUUUCUCUAGACAGCGAACGACUCAUUUGGAGCGGCACUCCAUCGAGGCGACAAGAGAGGCACUGCACUGCGAGUUGAGGUUUGGGUUGGAUCUGGGCCUCCGUGGUCAGCGGCCGACGUCCAUGUUGUGAACUUGGUGUCACCAAACUCUCGAACGGCCACAGCUUGUCGUUGAUUCCUGACCAAACCAUCCGACAUCAACAUGGAUCCUUUCCAUGACAAGGCGGGCAACGAUCGGAGGGCUUCCCUCAGGAUGUCGGCAAGCGCCUCGCUCACGGCCAACGAAGAUGAUGACUAUGCCUUGGCAGCAAUGGGCAUAUCUGAUGGUUUUCGCCCAGCCGAUCUGUCUGCUGCUCAUCAGCCCAUCGCCUCGACCACAAUUCCUUCGACUGGCUCGGCGGUUGUGUCGCGAGACUCCCCGGUUCCGCAGCGUGCCACACCCGCCCGACCGUCUAGCAUCGCAAAACCUCCACACUCACACGACCCACUGGCUCUCCGUCACGACGGUUCAGCAUCUCAAUCAAGCGGCGCGCCCAUGUCCCGUAUUUCCAGCACCUCCACCGACUCACCCAUCAUUCGAUCCGAGAGCCCCUACGAAGGUCCGUCCGGUCCGUCCCAUCCGUACCAAAUGUACCCACAACGGACAAAUAGCGUGGCAACGUCAACAACUGCUCGCAUGUCGGAACGCUCCUACGCAGGACCACGUGGGCCAACCCAUCCGUACGCACUUUACACGCAGAACACCGUACCUGUCGAUACAGCUGAGAGCGACAGUAUUCCCGUAGGAUUUGCGGGCCGUUCCGACGGUUACCAUCGACGGAUCGGUCCUGAAGGAGAGGAAAUUGCCGACUUGAUCGGCCCUUUGGGGCAUACAGAAGAACUUCCACCAUACACCAGAUACCCCGAGCAAGCAUACGCAAGGAAACAACCGGGCGCACCCCAAUUGACAUCAGGGCAGCAGUCACAUCAAGACCAGCAGCGACAAGGACAGCCGUCACCGUCGUCACCGCAGCAGCAAUCACAACAACCUGCAGUUGCUGUCAUGACUGCCACAGUUGCCCCUAUUCCUGGCGCUGGUGGUCUUGGACUUGCUACUCGAAACCCAGAGUUUGAAUCCCGAGAGGAUCUCCGCCUCCAACCGUCCCGCAUGUCAUCUCGGACACUUGCCUCCGAUACUGCCAGCCAGCACGAAAUCAACACCGCCGCCGAGGUUUAUGCCGAGAAGGGAGAAGUUCAGUCCGACCGUAAGUGGCAAAAAAGGGCAAAGAAGCGGUUGUUUGGUGUGAUACCUUACUGGGCCAUCUGCCUGUUGGCAGUUGGACUUGUGAUGAUGGGCAUCAUAUUGGGCGCUGUCAUUGGUACCUUCUUCGCCAAACACAAGAAACCACCCGGAAAACAUCAAGACGACGAGCCCAUCCCGCUCGUCAUUCCUACGGCUACCGUGGACAUCAAACCACUGGCUACAUUGCCACCAGACCUUCCUGCGAUGGAAGUCGGCACAUUUGGCUUACCACCUCUAAUUGCAAGCCAGGCGCCAAGCACCUGUUUUAACGACACCACACAGUCGCAAGCUUGGACAUGCAACAUCCCAUUCACAAGCUACGUCAUGGGCGUUUCCAGAAUUGCCAACGAACUGCCUAUAUCCGAUUACACCCUGAAACUUACUACUUUUAACGAUAGCGACCACGACGAGAACUUUCGAUUCAACAUGUUCUCUUGGGGCACUCAGCCACCUUUGAUCAUGGAUCCCUUGAAGAUGCGGCUUGUCAACGAUACUUCGGAACCGGGCCGUGGCGCCGCAUGGUUUGCUCAGAUGACGUAUAACAAGACAGUCAUUGUGGCUGAGGAUAGGUUUCCCGGCGUCAGCACCCCUAAGAAGCAACAGCCACAGUCGAAGAGAGGAUGGGGUGGCCCAUCAUCUCAAAUGGGAGAAUUUAGCAGAAAAGGUGUGAAGGGAGCACAGGCUGGUGACAGACCUUGGAUUUGCACAUGGCCUGGGACCCUUCUCGAAGUGUUUGUGUACCCGGCGCAGAACAACAGCUAUCGGAAACCUACCUCGACCAUGCGGCCCACUGCGGCUGCAACCUUUCCGCCAUCGACCUCGACGCAGUUCUUGGUUCGUCAUGGCCUGCAGACCGAGGCCCCUCGGCCAAGUUCCAUGCCCAGUGAUCGGCCACAUCGCGCACCACCACCGCCAUACCCCCAAGUCAUCAAGUUCGAAGAGCGACGUGUAUCUCUUGAUCAAACAAAGAACGCCGUCUGUCAACAAGUCGAAGUUUGCGACGACGGCGAGAACACUGUUCCUGUCUUGACUGACGAGGGCCAGCCGGUUGAGGUUUUCAUCAUGGAAAACCGGCAAACUGUGGCGAUAGCUGACUCGACAAAGCGUUGGAUACACGAAGACAGUUUACUGGUGUCUCCCCGAGACCGACCAGCGAGGACGAGUCAGUUGAGCGAUUGCGGGUGCAUAUGGUGGUUCACAUGAGCCCCAAAAACUCUCGAGGUUUCGCAACUACAAUUUGGAUUCCUUACUGUACAGCUUAAUGUUCUACAUCCACCAUCCUAUCAGCCAAUGGCUAUCUUGUUCAAAAACUCCUUUAUAGGCGCUGUCUCGAUUUGGACCAGCAUCACGGGCGUUUUCUUUUUCUUUCCUCUUCUGUCUUUUUUUUUGGCGCAGUCGGACAGGCAAUUUUAUAUAUCCGGCGAAUAACUAAGGGUGGGCGGACACUCCGCCUCUCCCCUCUGAGAGGUUACGUUUGUAUGACCAGCCAAACUUUAUUGGGAAAUAUCCUUUGAUUUGGUGUUGCUUCUCUGGAUUUGCCUUGUGCGUCAACUCAUGACGAGAUCAAACUUCAGAAACCGGCAAGAGAAAGCAAGCGGUGGUAGAUAAAAAACAACCCUCGCUGUAAACAGCUUCCUUUAAAAUCAAUCGGUGACAU
Messenger RNA from Colletotrichum destructivum, 3228 nucleotides. RefSeq lists its product as uncharacterized. The transcript is spliced from 2 exons. The record is from RefSeq and is a predicted model, not a curated record. Lineage: Eukaryota; Fungi; Ascomycota; Sordariomycetes; Glomerellales; Glomerellaceae. Bases 492 to 2774 code for a protein of 760 amino acids.